Molecule: messenger RNA, 1579 nt
Organism: Liolophura sinensis
Lineage: Eukaryota; Metazoa; Mollusca; Polyplacophora; Chitonida; Chitonidae
Exons: 2
Coding region: 130-1482 (450 amino acids)
Source: RefSeq, a predicted model, not a curated record
GGACCCCCGCUCAGAGUUAUCUCCCCUGUGGCGCCACUGUUCCAUCAGCGAUACACAUAUCCACCGGCAUGGCCGAGUGUAUCUGUAUGUCGGCGACCGUCUGGUGUUAAAUGUAACUCUUCUACAGCAAUGCCGCAAUAUUGUUGCGUACCUGGGUGUAAGGGGAACACUGGAGGACAUCGAUUCCCUCGAGACGCUAACAUUAGAUUAAAAUGGAGGGUUGCUAUCAAGCGAAUCGACCCGCAAACCCGACAACUAUGGGACCCUAAAAAGCUGGACGUGGUCUGCAGAGCGCACUUCAGAGAUGAAGAUUAUCGGCCAGUUUCGUUACUAGGUGAAAGGAAAAGACUUCGAGCAAAUGCUGUUCCAUCAGUUUUUACUUUCUGGCCAUCUGACACCAAGCCCAGGAGGAAACUGGAGAGGACGGGCAAAAGUCCAGAUGUCCAGAUGCAAAUGAUUGUGGAAGACGUGCCCGAUGUGGCGUGUUUUGAAUCCGUUGGAAAUGAGGAAUUGCCAGCCAUUGAGACCAUCUCAACCUCAUCGACAACAGAUCAGGGGGUGCAGUGCUCUUUGCCCAGCAAUCAAAAUAGAUUUUCAGUCGAUAACUUUGAAAACAAUCCCAAAGCAAUGUCUUACUACACUGGUUUUUAUGAUUAUCAAUAUUUCAUGUUUUUCUUCAAUAUUCUUGGCCCGGCAGCUUUUGAUUUAAACUACAAAUGUUCGCUAUUGUCUCCACACGAUCAAUUGUUUUUAACUUUAAUGAAGCUGAGACAGUCAAAAGAUGAUGUGGAGCUGUCACUUUUGUUCAACGUUAGUGAAACUACUGUUUCCAGAAUUGUUUGUACAUGGAUCAAUUUCAUUUAUUUCCAACUCCAAGAGAUAGACAUCUGGCCAUCCAAAUCUGUUGUGGAGGCUACCAUGCCAGUUGGUUUCAGGAAAAUGUACCCUUCAACGCGUGUUAUUCUUGAUGCAACGGAGGUACCAAUUCAAAAACCUGCGAAUGUGAACGCCCAAUCAGUGACAUAUUCCAGCUACAAGAGUAAGAACACUCUCAAAACUAUGGUAGGGUGUUCGCCACGUGGAUUAGUGACAUAUGUAAGCGAUGCUUACGGUGGUUCAGCCAGUGAUCGUCAAAUAAUAGAGCGAUCAGAUCUCUUUGAUCCAGGAAAGCUUGCGAAGAAGGAUAGCAUAAUGGCUGAUCGUGGGAUUAUGGUGCAAGACCUCUUUGCUAACUAUGAUGUCACGGUCAACACCCCAACAAUGUUGAAAGGAAAGAGUCAACUGGAGCCAGAGGAGGUUGUGAAAGAUCGGCGCAUCUCCUCUAAACGAGUUCAUGUAGAACGGGUUAUAGGACUUGGAAAGACUUAUAAGAUCCUGACACAACCAUUAUCAGCAAGCAAGGUCCAUCUUGGUUCUCGAAUUCUUUAUGUAUGCUUCAUGCUUUCAAACUUCAGGAAAUCUAUAGUAAAUCGCCUUGCUUAGACUGUUUUAAUGUACAAGUACAGUAAAUUGUGAACUUUCUGAAUAGACCAUUUGCCAAUUCACCUUUCCACAGCUGUCAAUCAUUGUUGUCAACUUU